Molecule: messenger RNA, 476 nt
Organism: Physeter macrocephalus (sperm whale)
Lineage: Eukaryota; Metazoa; Chordata; Mammalia; Artiodactyla; Physeteridae
Product: serum basic protease inhibitor-like
Exons: 2
Coding region: 1-291 (96 amino acids)
Molecular function (GO): serine-type endopeptidase inhibitor activity
Source: RefSeq, a predicted model, not a curated record
AUGAACCGGCUCUGCCUCUCCAUCGCCCUUCUCGUCCUCCUGGGCACCCUGGUGGCCUGCACCCUAGGGGAUAAACACAAGAGCCAUGCCAGAGCUUCUCGGCCUGCCUUCUGCCUGGAGCCUCAUUACACGGGUCCCUGCAGGGCCCGGAAGAUCAGGUACUUCUACAACGCCAAGUCCGGGCACUGUGACCUCUUUGUAUAUGGCGGCUGCCUUGGGAAGAAGAACAACUUCCUGACUGCAGAGAACUGCAUGAAGAUCUGCGGUGGUCAUGCGGGGAUCCGAGGGUAAGAUAGGAGGCGGGGCAGAGUGGGAGGGGAAGGGCUGGGGAAAGAGAUGGCGCUCAGGGGGCCAUGCACCAUUCACACCUGCACAGUAUCUUUCCUCCUCGCUGCCUCCCAGGAGAAGUGGCUGCAAUGUCCUGUGAAACCGCACACUGAGCACAUCUUCCAUGGGUCAGCUUGGCAGAAGCUCAC